GCAACUCUGGAGAACAUAAAUAAGGAAUGUUUCGGGUCUGGGACACUUCUAGCAACAGUUGCGAUCAAUACUGUUGGAAAGUUAAUCAGGGGCAGCAUGGUGGCGCAGCGAUAAAGUUACUGCCUCACCAUGCCAGAGACCAGGAUUCGAUCCUGACUACGGAUGCUGUCUACAGAGUUUGUACCUUCUCCCUGUGACUGCUUGGGUUUUCACUGGGUGCUCUGGUUUUCUCUCACGCUAAAGACGUGUAGGAUAGUGCUAGUGUACGGGGUGAUCGCUGGUCAGCACAGUAUCGGUGGGCUGAAGGGCCUGUUUCCACGCUGUAUCUCUAAAGUUUAUCUGUAACUGGACGGAAGCUCCUGAUGAGAGUAAAUACCAGUGGGACAGCCGCGCUCUCUGACGUGUUCAAUUCAAUUACCGUUUGUCGCAUCAUCUGUUGCCAUCCAGUUCUGACCAAUCAGAUCGUUCUGUCCGGUGAUGUCACAAAGAAGCGAAGGCAGGGUCCGUGGAAGAUACGCCCACUUCGAACGUCACGUGGUCAGGCGGAUACAUUGAUUGGAGGCUGCAACAUGAGCGAUGCUGGCUGUCUGACCUCGUGAAUAUUUUCUGUAUUGUUUUUACAUUUCAAUGUAAAAAAACAUGUUUCAAGUCGAGGAAAGGGGCGAGGGUGAUGCCACUAAUAUUUCCAGACGGAAACACCGGCCACAGAUCCAUCACUUGGUGCAGCCGCCGAGAGGGUUCCCGAGUCACGUCCGGCAGAAACCAUUCCAGCAAUCCGGCAUCCGCAGAGAAUCUGUGGGAAAGGACCCAAUGUGCUGGAGUAACUCAGCGGGCCAGUACAUCAACACCGGGGAGAAGCCGUUCACUUGCACCGAGUGCGGGAAGGGCUUCUCCCAGUCGUCCAACCUGCUGACGCACCAGCACACCCACACCGGCGAGAGGCCGUUCACAUGCAGCGAGUGCGGCAAGGGCUUCACUCAGUCGUCCAACCUGAUGAGGCACCAGGAAGUCCACACCGGGGAGAGGCCGUACACCUGCACCGAGUGCGGGAGGGGCUUCACCCGCUCCUCCAGCCUGAUGAGGCAUCAGCUGGUCCACACCGGGGAGAGACCCUUCACCUGUUUUGAGUGCGGGAGGGAAUUCGCUCGCUCCUCCAGCCUGAUGAGGCACCAGCAGGUCCACACUGAGGAGGGGCCCUUCAUCUGCACCGACUGCGGGAAGUGCUUCGGCCGGUCGGCCAACCUGCUGACCCACCAGCGGGUCCACACUGGUGAGAAACUGUUCAUCUGCACCCAGUGCGGGAAGGGCUUCACCCAGUCGUCCAACCUGCUGACGCACCAGCACAUCCACACCGGGGAGAGGCCGUUCACCUGCUCCGAGUGCGGGAAGGGAUUCACCCGCUCGUCGGACCUGAUCAUACACCAGCGGAUCCACACCGGGGAGAGGCCGUUCACCUGCACCGAGUGCGGCAAGGGCUUCACCCAGUCGUCCAACCUGCUGAGGCACCAGCGGGUCCACACCGAGGAGAGGCCGUUCACCUGCGGCGACUGCGGGAGAGAGUUCACCCGGUCCUCCCAUCUACUGAGACACAGACGAGUGCACGCUGAAGGGAAUGUUUAACCAUUAGCCGAGACACCAGUGAAUGACUGCCAGUGUUUGAUUCUGCCGUUAUUGCCUCUGUUCAUCACACCCAGGACUGAUCCUUGGUCACUGGGCACAGUCAGGGGUCUGUUUAUGCUGAUGUUAAUCGCCCCUGUAACUGGGCUGGAGUUUACUGUUCUGCAUCUGUCACAUAUAAAUCUUUUAUGGUUGAAA
Molecule: messenger RNA, 1815 nt
Organism: Leucoraja erinaceus (little skate)
Lineage: Eukaryota; Metazoa; Chordata; Chondrichthyes; Rajiformes; Rajidae
Product: gastrula zinc finger protein XlCGF7.1-like
Exons: 3
Coding region: 640-1620 (326 amino acids)
Biological process (GO): regulation of transcription by RNA polymerase II
Molecular function (GO): DNA-binding transcription factor activity; RNA polymerase II cis-regulatory region sequence-specific DNA binding
Source: RefSeq, a predicted model, not a curated record